AAGGGAAUGGUAGUGAAUUCGGACACACCUUUCGAGUCGUUUUUCGAGACGUCCAACGAAAUGGUAAAUAAAUUGUAUUCAAACAUACAUUGGAGCCAAAGGGGGAACUUUAUGUCAGUGCCCACUGACUGUCCACAACGGGACGAGCGGUUGGGCUGGACGGGCGACGCGGAGAUCUUCGCCCCGACGGCCGCUUAUAACGCCGAUGUGUCCGCCUUUUACACCAAAUGGAUGCGAGAUAUGAGGGACGGACAGUCCAAAGAGGGAGGCUUUCCAGAUAUAGCCCCCCGGAUAGAGGAUCCUCAAGAUGGUGCUCCCGCUUGGGGUGACGCCGGGGUUAUAGUGCCCUACACUGUGUACCGCAUGUAUGGAGACAUUGAGAUCAUUGAAGAUAAUUACUCGGCUAUGAAACGAUGGAUGGAUUACAUCGGAUCCCAAAACCCUUCUUAUAUAUGGACCAAACGAGUGAACAGUAAUUAUGGCGAUUGGCUACAAGUGGGGGCCGACACGCCAAAGGAGGUGCUGUCGACCGCGUACUACGGCUACGACGCCCUCCUUAUGGCAAAAAUGGCGAAAGCAGUGAAUCGUACGGAAGAUCACAAGAAAUACAGUGAAUUGCAUACAAAUAUCGGCAACGCUUUCGUCAAAGCAUUUGUCAACACAACUGACGCCACAAUCAAAGGCGACACUCAGACGGUGUAUGUCAUAGCCGUGGCCUUUGAAUUGUUGCCACAAAACUUGAUCCCAUUAGCGGCCAACCAUUUAGUGGACAAUAUUAAGGCUCACGACUGGCACCUGACCACCGGAUUUGUUGGUGUGGGCUACUUAUGUCCAACACUCAGCCAAUUGGGGCACUCGGAUGUGGCCUACCGUUUGCUACUGCAGGACACAUACCCCUCGUGGGGCUAUAGUAUCAAAUACAACGCGACCACUAUAUGGGAGCGUUGGGAUGGAUGGACCAAAGAAAAGGGAUUUCAAGACCCGAGUUCUUUCAAUCAUUACUCCUUGGGAUCAGUCGGUCGAUGGCUCUUCCAAUCGGUGGCCGGUAUUGACACUCAUGAGGAAGGGGUGGGAUUCAAGAGUAUAGUAAUCGCACCCAAACCCGGCGGUAAUCUUCAGAAAAUGACGGCCCGGUAUGCGUCCAUUCAUGGAUUAAUCGGGUCGAGUUGGGAGACUAACGGCGCUAACAUUACUUUAACAAUUGAUAUUCCGGUCAAUACGAAAGCAUUGAUUGAUUUAUCAUUUCUGAAGCAACCCCUUCACACAACUGUGGGCUCCGGUAGGUAUGUCUAUGAGGGGGAGCUGACACAACCAUUCACUCAAAUAUUGGACUCAAAUUGA
Molecule: messenger RNA, 1341 nt
Organism: Oppiella nova
Lineage: Eukaryota; Metazoa; Arthropoda; Arachnida; Sarcoptiformes; Oppiidae
Source: the annotation of a GenBank genome assembly